UCUCGAGGCGUAUGGUUGUGUGUCCGCAGGAAAAUUCAUCCAAAUUUCCGGCGCAAGUCGCGCGCUGAUUUCGAUUUAUGUUGCGGCUGCUGCUGCCCCAAAAAUGAAACUUGUGGCAGCCAUGAAGAUUAUGCUCAAGGAUAAAUGAGCCUAGGAGUUUAAAAUUACCAAAAGGCAACUGCUGGAACUCUGCAAAAGUGAAAUGGUCGAAGCGUUUUAAUUGCCUCCGGAAAAAAGGAUUUCCUGCUCUCUAGAAGUGUUUGUGUGUGCGUUCGGGUGAAGUGUGCGCUUGUCGCAGAAGGGCAAAGGACCUCAACAGGCCAAAUCUCCAGCCAGACAAGCCUUUUCGUCUGUCGACAGUCAUCAAAGCGGCUUAAAGUCCCAGUAUCCAAUACGCAGCGUCUAGGCCAAAGCGACGCACUUCCAUACAUCGGCACCUGGUGUGCAACAACAGCAAUUUGCGAGCAAUAGAAACACAAUUAUGGCAAAUUCGAACAAAGCUUCGCCAAAGUUCAUUAGCAACAAUAAUAGAGGAAAUAACUACAAGUGCAGCUGCAGCGCCAGCAUCAGUAGGGGCCACAAAAUGUAAUCGACCAAGGGCGUUUCACUUGAAAAGGGCCCACUCAGCUUGGCAGUGGGCAACGGUCAACGGCGACAGCAACAACCAACUCUGAAUCGCUACAAUCGACAACAAGCGCAAUCACAACAGCAGCACCAUCAAGAAACCAAACAAAAAUACGCAACAUAAAUGAAGUUAACAAUCUGUCAAAUUGCUAAAUUAUUUCUGCUGUUGACAGCCUUCUUCUUUCUCAAUUCCCCCAGCGCAGCCUCUUUAGCCCUCGGCUCGAAUCCCACCUCCUCCUCCUCCUCCUCCUUCUACUCCUCCUACUCCUUCCGCCCAACGGCGGGUGUCCUUGUCCUGCAGGCGGCCAAGACAGGGACAGACUUUGCCACAACGCCAGCGGCGAAAUCAGUUGCGGCUACGCGGACUUCCCCGGCGACAGCAGCAGCAACAUCACUCGGCAGCAAUUCAAUUUGGCCACCAGCAACACAAACAAAGAGUCCACGUAAUGCGCGUGAAGCUGAACGUCAGAAACGUCAAAAGCAACAGCCCACAACCCAACUGCAACAGCAGCAACAGAAGCGCCAGCAGCAGCAGCAACAACGGGGACAACAACGACAACGGCGACAGCAACAACAGCAGCAACAGAAGCGACAGCAACGGCAACAUCAAAAUCAACGACUGGCCGUUUUAAUACCUUCUUCGCUGCACGUUGAUAUGACGCAUGUGCAACAGGGCUUCCAGAAUUUCCUCGACUUUUUCCAACUGCAUUUAUCUAAUGCCAGCGUCGAUUUCCUACGUGAUGUGGAUUUAAGUGGCUUCAUUAAAUUACUCGAGCUGCCCAAAUACACGAGCGUUGUAAAGACUUUAAAUGCGGGCAUUAAUGUAGACACCGACGUGGACGUGGACUUGAACAUGGAUGCGAACAAGGAUCAGGGCGGCAACGGGGCUCGGAAUCGGAAUGGGAAUGGGAAUGCGAAUAUGGACGUUGACCCGCCCAUCCAGCCACGUCAGCAACAUUUGCAGCAGCAAACGCAGGAGGUGGAGCAACAUCGUCAUCGUCAGCAGGACUCCAAAGCGAAGCAGUUGUCGUCGGGCGAGGAGGCCUCCUUAUCCUCCUUAUCGUCCUUAACCGGUGGGAAUGGCGAACAUCGGUGGAACGUUGGCCGCAGCUCCUCGGGUCAGUGUCAUCAGCUGGCUGAGCAGCUGGCCCUCGAUUUCAAUAAGACCGUCGUCCUGUGGCCCUGUCCGCGAAUGAAAAUCUCCAGCAAUUUUCUGCCAUCGUUCGAGGCAAUUUCCCUGGCGGUGCAGAGCAUUUCCACCAAGUUGAACUGGUCGCAAGUUGAUAUCUAUGUCGGCGACGACAAUUGGGGCCUAGGACUGGCCAUCGCAGCCAACCUGCAUGUGCCGUAUCGCAUCGAAAUUGGCAGGACAAUACGUGACCUGCAUUCGCAGGAUAAGCCGGGCAAAGCAAUUAUUAUCACCGCGCCCCUGAACGACGCGAGCACCACUCGGCUGCUGACCAGCAUGGGGGCGGAGUGGGCGCGGCAGGCGCAGGAGGAUGGGGAGGAUGCGGAGGACUCGGCGGGGCCCAGGAGGCGGCACACCAAAAUCCUGCUCAUCGACAUGGCGGCCAGCUCAUUGGAUGUCCAGCACGGGCUCUACAAAUAUUUAACACGGAUCGGCGGGUCGGGGAGGGGCGGCUUCGGGGGCAACACGAGUCCUCCGGCCGGAAUGGUCAGCAGCAAUCUGUUGGUGCUGACUCUGCUGAGCGACCGACAUCGACACUUUCUGAAUGCGGCAGGACUGAUGGCAACAAUGCAGAGUUUCCGCACGCCCCUCGGAAUUGCUGAAACUGGAAACCACACGGAACCACCGCCCACUGGCCAUGGCAACGCCAGCCUGGCCAAACUGCUCCCGUUCCACAACCUCUUCCCGCUCUACGACACGGUUGUGGCCACUGCCACCCAGUCGGACGCCACGGAAGCGAUUCCCAAAUAUGAUUUCGUUGUGCUGGACAUCGUGCGGGACGUCCUGGAGGCCAGUUACAAGUGGCGACCCCUGCUCAUCCUGGAGAGCGUUAAAGGGGCGGGGAGUGGUGCGGGUGGCCAGGGGGGAUCCUACACCACCCACUCCAUACAGCCGGGCUACGACGAGUGGCUGCUGGUCAGCAGCGUCCUUCUGUGGCAGUGCGGAGCCAUCUGCUGGACCAUCGCGGCCAUCUGCGUGGGCCUACUGGUCAUCGUCGUGGCGGGCAUUGUGGCCGCGGGGAUUGCCAUGAGGAAUUACUUCUUACGGAAGCGCCUCUCCAAGGGACCCAACAAAAUCGUCCUUUCCGCCAGCGACUUUGUCUUCCCCGUGGAUUCCCGAAGGGUUGACGAGGGCAUAGAGGCCAUGCUCUGUUGCUGGCUGCAGCAGCUGCAGGAGUUCGGUGGCCCGGAAGUAGAUAAGCCGGAUCUGCUCAAGGGUUCCAUUGGCUCCCUCAAGAACCUGGGGUUCGUGAUUCCCGGUUCAGCUGCUCCGGGUAGCACAGCCGGCGCCAUCACAGCUUCGGUGAAUGGGAAGGGUGUGUCCUCCGCCACGGGCAGCUUGGCCAGGCACAACCCCGCCCAUCUGGACAUGAGGGCGCGCUACAAUGGUGACCUCGUUCAGCUGAAGGAGGUGCACAUGAACGGUUCCGUGGAGCUGCGCACCAAAGCGAUGGAUCUACUCGUAAUGGCCCAUGGCCUGAGGCACGAGAACAUCAACCCCCUCAUUGGCUGGCUAUCCGAUCCCAAUCGCACGGCCAUGGUCUUCGAUUACUGCUCCAGGGGAUCGCUGCAGGACGUUCUAAUCAUGGACGAGAUCAAGCUGGACUGGUCGUUCCGGCUGAGCCUACUCACCGACCUGGUCAGGGGCAUGCGAUACCUGCACACCUCGCCCUUGAGGGUCCACGGGGCCCUGACCUCCAGGAACUGCGUGGUGGAUGCCCGAUGGGUCCUGAAGAUCACCGACUACGGCCUGAACUCGUUUUACGAAUCCCAGGGACUGCCGCCGAGGCCCAGAAGUGCCAAGGAACUGCUGUGGACAGCUCCGGAGCUCCUGCGCAGUAUGAAGCACCACCAGCAGCAGCACCACCACCACCACCAGCACGGACGUACCCAGCUGGGCACCCAGCUCGGAGACGUCUACUCCUUCGGGAUCAUCAUGCAGGAGGUGGUGGUCAGGGGAGAGCCCUACUGCAUGCUCUCCCUGGCCCCGGAGGAAAUAAUAGCCAAGAUCAAGAAGCCUCCGCCGCUGAUACGGCCCUCCGUUUCCAAAGGAGCCGCUCCGCCGGAGGCCAUCAAUAUCAUGCGCCAGUGCUGGGCCGAGCAGCCCGACAUGCGUCCCGACUUCAACUCAGUUUAUGAGCGUUUUAAGAUGCUAAACCAUGGACGCAAGGUGAACUUUGUGGACACCAUGUUCCAAAUGCUCGAGAAGUACUCAAACAACCUGGAGGAGUUGAUUCGGGAACGCACCGAACAACUGGACAUUGAACGAAAGAAGACUGAACAGCUGCUGAAUCGCAUGUUGCCAAGCUCGGUUGCUGAAAAACUGAAGAUGGGCUUGGCCGUCGACCCGGAAGAAUUUUCCGAUGUAACUAUAUACUUUAGCGACAUUGUUGGUUUUACAACAAUCGCCGCCCACUGCAGUCCCGUACAGGUUGUGGAUUUGCUUAACGAUCUCUACACGAUCUUCGAUGCCACGAUCAAUGCCUACAAUGUGUAUAAGGUGGAGACAAUUGGAGAUGCCUACAUGGUGGUGAGCGGGCUACCCGUGAAAAUACCCGAUCAUGCCGAGCAGAUUGCAACCAUGGCCUUGGACCUGCUGCAUCAGAGUGGUCGCUUCAAUGUGAAGCAUCUGCCCGGAGUGCCGCUUCAACUGAGAAUUGGCCUCCACACGGGUCCCUGCUGUGCCGGAGUGGUGGGUCUCACGAUGCCCAGGUACUGUUUAUUUGGCGAUACAGUUAACACGGCAUCGCGAAUGGAGUCAACAGGAUCCUCCUGGCGCAUACAUAUGUCCCAGGAGACAAGGGAUCGACUAGAGGCUCGUGGCGGCUAUGCAAUCGAACAAAGGGGCCUUAUCGACAUUAAGGGCAAGGGCAUGAUGAACACCUUCUGGUUGCUGGGGAAAAAGGGAUUCGAUAAGCCACUGCCGGCACCACCGCCUAUUGGGGAGUCGCACGGCUUGGAUGAGUCCCUGAUCCGCAACUCGAUAACACUGAAGGCCCAGGCCAACAAAUCCCGGACUAGCACGAAUCCUUCCUCCUCGCAGAGCUCCUCGCUGGCUGGGGAAUCAGUGGAGGUGAAGGUCGAGAUAACCCCACCCACCAACGCAGACUUGGGCUCCGGGGCCAAUCUCCCCAACUCGUACUCUCUGGACUCGAAUUCCACCAACACCAUCAGCCCCAACGCCACCCUCUGUCCGGAGUUCCCGGGCAAGACGACGCCCAGCAGUGCGAGUCCGCAGUCGCGUAAGCUCUCCGAACUGACGCCGGAUAACCUUCUCAAUCCGAACAGCUUCAAUCGCCUGCCGAACUCCACGGGAGGAUCCAGCUCCCGCCUGUACAAAAAGAUCGAGGAGAUGAUGGACCUCAGUUCGCCGUACAACCACUACAAAUGCCUCAGCCCCAGCGAGAGUAAUCUCACGCAGUUCUACGAUGGCAAAUACGUGUAUGGCAGUGCGUCGGGCGGAACGGGAGGCGGACAGGUUGGCGGAGGCGCCUGUUCCUCAGCAGCCGGAAGUGGUUGUGGCGGCGGAGCAGCCCGGUUCGACAGCAAGCCCGGCUCCAGUCGCCUGCUGCGUCGGCAGUUCAGCUUGGAUCGCGACGACCAGCAGGCGAAGGGAGAGCAGCAGCACCACCAGCACUCCCUCCAGGCCACCACCUACGCGGCCUUGGUGGGGAGUGGUGGUGGGGGGGUCAAGACCUCCAUGCUAGACAUACCCCUGUUGCACGACACCUCCCGAAGUCCCAAGGGCACGCUGACGCGGGCCCAUAAGCAGAACUCCGCCUCCAUCACCCAGGACCUGGAGAAGAUCGAGGAGAUCCCGCUGUCGCCGGCCUCCUCCCAGCACCACAGUAGCCUGGACAGCAACCUCAACCGCAGUCCGCCCUCGACGCUGGAGGCCCAGUCGCCUCCGCUGCCCCCCUUGAGUCCGCCCCAGCUCUCCGCCCCCACAUCGCCGGCCCCUUCCAGGACCUUGAACGGGAUGUAUGCCCACGGCGGCAAUGGCACCAACGACACCAACGACAGCAGUUCCCACCCCCACGGAGCAGCCAACAACAACAACAACGGCGUCCACCCCGGCCCAGAGCUGACCCUCAAUGUGGAGCAGCUCCUGAGCAGAUAGGGCACAAUCUAAGGCCCCCGUAGAAAGGGCGCCGAUCAAAGCUUUAGGUCUCAUCCGAACCCAGUUUGAAUGUGAGAGUGUGUGAGUGGGCGGGACUUUCGGGACUGGAAAGCGUAUUUGGGAAAUGUGGUCUACAACCCGUGUUCCUCUGGCACAUUCACUUGGGUCAAUACACAUGUUGGCUCUUUCAAUGUGCCCGUGAAACACCUAGAAAGAAAAUAAAUAAUAUUUUCCUGGAAGUUAAGCUCUAAACUUAUAACUGACUAUUUCAUUUUCAAACUAAACUAAAAUAACUUGGUAUUUUUAUUUCAUUUGUUUUAAUUGUUAUACGCGCUACUCGCAAGGAAUUAAUUUUCAAUGAUUUUCUUGCUUUCCAGAUAACUAAUUUCAAAAUAAUUUCAUCAACAUUUAACUGUUACUGUUUUUUGAGUUGGCAAUGUUAUUUAAGGCCUAAGUUAAACUAAUGGUUUUGAAUGAGCUUUAAGUUCUGGAGAAAUAUGGGGUAAAGUUGUCCUCGGAUUACAUUUCCUUUACGAUUAUCGCAAGCCCGCAUUAAAACCGUCUCAACCCAGGAUGCAGUGUGUGUGUAAAUGGUAAUGAUUUACAAAUGUUGUGAUGUGGAAAGCCAAGUACCUCGAUGCAUGCCAGCUAGGUUCCAGCAGCAAAUGAAAGUACAAUUUAGUUGAGCAUUAGUUCAAGAUGUGGCUAGUCCCCGAGUCACUGUCCAUCGUCCAUAGCAAAAAUCAGCGUUACGCCUAAUCGAAUACGUAGACCCUAGAUGCCACCAAAAUUAUACUCAAUUCUAGUUAACAUGAAAUACCAAUGUUUUACUUUAUGUAACUAAGGUAGUAAAAAUAUACAACAAAUUAUUUCAGUUAUGUUGUAAAGUAUCACUUCUACGAAAAUUAUUAUUGUUUAUUAAUAUGUACUUAAUACUUAUUUUUUAACGGAUGUUGAUUUGUAUAUAGUAUAUACUAUAUACCAUAAUCGGUAUAUAAUAUAGUCAAAUCGUUAAAUUAUUUCUGUUCUCAUUUUUUGUUAAAACGGUCUUGUUAUUUAGAUUUGAUUUACAACGUGUUUUUUUAGUUUUUUUAUAAACAUAAGAAAUUUAUAUCUUAAGAUUUUAAACAAACUAAAAAUUCUUUAAAAUGCUCGUAACGUAAAAGUAAAUCCAUUCCCUUAAAAUUACCAACAGUUAUACAAAGACUCAAUCUAAAAAUGUUCAAAUUCAUUCGAAUAAAACAUUUUAUACCAACUCUCAUACAUUUAAAGUGUCUACACACUCUCUAACUGAUCAAGCACUCGGGUUGUUUAUUUUGUUCCACCCGUGUGGUUUUUCAAUUAAACUAAAGGUAGGAUACUAAAGGUAGGUAUCUACGUAGAAAUAUGUGUACAUGAUGUUCCUUUCAAAAACAAAGUAAUAACUAGAACUUAGAUUCCGCGGUAACAUUAGUAAAAACAGCGGACACUUAAUCAUAUUUAUGGAAUAAGCAUCGCAUACGUGAAUUUAGUUUUCUAAAGACAAUCGUUGUUACUUUUAAAUACAAAACAAACUAUAUAAACAAGACGAUUCCCAAUGGAAUCGAAUAUGGUUUGUCUCCAUGUCUAUGAUAUAUGAUAUAUUUUGUAACCGCUCUACGUUAGCCUAGUUGUAUUGUAAUCAGCUCUCAUCCAGUGCGUGUGUGUCGAACAUAAACUAGAAAUAUCUAAAUAAAGGAAAUCAAACUAAAAUAUCAAUUCUAAUAAAAACCUACAUAAAUAUAGAAUAAAGUUUCUAUCUAAAUCCAGCGGAAUGAAAUUCAAAACCAAAUCAACUAAUUAACAAAAAUUUUGUAACCAACCAUAGCUUUAAGAAAAAUCAGAUUACAUCAACAAAAUUCUGAAUUUAAUUUAAUUUUUUAAUUGUUAAUAGCUGCUCAAAUCUACGACAAUUACUAUGUCAAUUAAGCCACGUCCGAACACUACAAAUUCAAAUUCAAUACAAAAAGUAUACUUUCCCUGCGUCGUUCAUUUAUCUGUGAAACCACUUAUUUCCAGUUAAUUAAGACCGCAUUUGUAUAGCUGUCACUUUUUAUUUAAGUUGUUUUGUAAUUCCAAUGUGAAUUUCAUUCUACGCCAGAAUCAACGUAUACAAAUAAAUAAAUACAUAAACAUUCUCAAAAUCCCAUCGCCGCUGUUAUGUGUAAUGUUUUGGACUUAAAAAAUGGAAUUGGACUGGUUAAGAAUAAUGGCAUAAACCUUUCCCUUAGAAAACGUUACUGACUUUAUAAAGAAAAUACAUUUUCGUACAGGACCAUCUUCAUAAAGGGUUUUCCAGAUAAAUGGCGAGAAAUUUAAGGCUAUAGUUAUGGCUUUAAACUUGCAAAUCAACUUACUAGACAAGUAUAUUUGCAUAUAAUAUAAUAUAAUAUCUACCUUAACAAGCAUUCAAUUCGAAAGAUUUUUAAGAUAUAUUUAAAUGCUUAUAUUGCAAGUAACACUUUUUGAUGCGAAACGACAUAAUUGAACAUAAUUUAGCUUAGUCCUAUUUAUCAUUUCAAAUACCAUUCUUUAUAUGAUCGUUUUUUGGCUGUGUUGUAGUUACAAAAUGCCAAUGGAAGCCAACUUCUGAAGCUAUCUUUCAAAAUAAUAGAGUAAAUCGACAGACACACUGCCAGGCUCACGCCGACUCGCCUUGUAAUGCUAGACAGGAAUGCAUAUAUUUAUUUCAUGGGGUCGACGAU
Molecule: messenger RNA, 8655 nt
Organism: Drosophila rhopaloa
Lineage: Eukaryota; Metazoa; Arthropoda; Insecta; Diptera; Drosophilidae
Exons: 15
Coding region: 749-5932 (1727 amino acids)
Biological process (GO): receptor guanylyl cyclase signaling pathway; intracellular signal transduction; cGMP biosynthetic process
Molecular function (GO): peptide receptor activity; protein kinase activity; guanylate cyclase activity
Source: RefSeq, a predicted model, not a curated record